This is a messenger RNA of Thlaspi arvense, 2633 nucleotides long. The record is from the annotation of a GenBank genome assembly. Lineage: Eukaryota; Viridiplantae; Streptophyta; Magnoliopsida; Brassicales; Brassicaceae.
CUUGCCAUAAGCCGUCACUAAGCCACGCCGUUGAGAAAAGUCAUCGCCUUCUCACACCAUUUCUCUCUCUCUUUUUUUUUUUCCGAGAAAAUGUCUUUCGCACUUCUGCAAAUGGUUCCGUUCUUUGUUUCCAGCUGAAUCUUGGCACUGGAGUCCCAAACGGGAAAUAUUUCCUCCUUAUUCGGAGAAGCUGCAAACUGUACGGACCGGAUCGGAAUCGGAUCCGUAAACGAGAGAAACGAUGGAGGAAGAGAAAGGUGCUGCUGCGCAGAGCUUAAUUGAUGUAGUGAACGAGAUUGCGGCGGUUUCCGAUUACCGUAUAACGGUGAAGAAGCUCUGCAGCAAUCUAGCGAGGAGGUUGAAGCUGCUUGUUCCGAUGUUCGAGGAAAUUAGAGAGAGCAACGAGCCGAUCAAUGAAGAUACGUUGGGGAGCUUGGUCUCGUUGAAAGAGGCGAUGUGCUCUGCGAAGGAUUAUCUCAAAUUCUGCAGCGAAGGGAGCAAGAUUUAUCUGGUCAUGGAGAGGGAACAAGUGACAAGUAAAUUGCUGGAAAUUUCAGUUCGGCUAGAACAAUCUUUGAGCAAGAUUCCAUAUGAGGAUCUGGAUAUAUCUGAUGAAGUUAGAGAGCAGGUUGAGCUGGUUCUUAGUCAAUUUCGGCGAGCCAAAGGGAGAGUAGAUGCAUCAGACGACGAGCUAUGUGAAGAUCUUCAGUCUCUGUGCAUCAAAGGCAGUGAUGUAGACGCUUACCAGCCUGCGCUGCAGCGGGUUGCGAAGAAGCUGCAUCUGAUGGCGAUUCCUGAGCUAGCUCAAGAGUCGGUGGCUCUCCACGAAAUGGUUGCUUCUAGCGGUGGAGACGCCGGUGAAAACAUUGAGGAGAUGGCGAUGAUACUGAAGAUGAUUAAGGAUUUUGUGCAGACGGAGAAUGAUAACGGCGAGGAUCAGAAAGUCGGGGUUAACUCGAGAAGCAACGGACAAACUUCCACGGCAGCGAGUCAGAAGAUCCCCGUGAUUCCUGAUGAUUUCCGAUGUCCCAUAUCUCUUGAAAUGAUGAGAGAUCCAGUUAUUGUCUCAACAGGGCAGACCUACGAGCGAACCUGCAUUGAGAAGUGGCUAGAAGCUGGACACUCGACAUGUCCAAAAACACAGCAGGCGUUAACAAGCACAACACUCACACCGAACUAUGUUCUCCGCAGUCUCAUAGCUCAGUGGUGCGAGGCCAACGACAUCGAGCCUCCAAAGCCUCCGAGCAGUUUAAGACCGAGAAAAGUCUCGUCCUUCUCGUCACCAGCAGAAGCAAACAAGAUCGAAGAUCUCAUGUGGAGGCUCGCUUACGGAAACCCCGAGGACCAACGAUCUGCGGCUGGAGAAAUCCGUCUCCUCGCGAAGCGAAACGCGGACAACCGCGUGGCUAUAGCAGAAGCUGGAGCCAUACCUCUUCUCGUAGGUCUCCUCUCAACACCUGAUUCUCGUAUCCAAGAACAUUCGGUAACAGCUCUACUAAACCUCUCCAUAUGUGAGAACAACAAAGGAGCCAUUGUUUCCGCCGGAGCUAUCCCUGGUAUAGUUCAAGUGCUCAAGAAAGGAAGCAUGGAAGCUAGAGAGAACGCGGCGGCUACGCUUUUCAGUCUAUCGGUGAUUGACGAAAACAAAGUGACGAUCGGAGCAUUGGGAGCAAUCCCGCCGCUCGUUGUACUGCUUAACGAAGGUACACAGAGAGGCAAGAAAGACGCAGCCACUGCGUUAUUCAACCUCUGUAUAUACCAAGGGAACAAAGGAAAAGCUAUACGCGCAGGAGUGAUUCCGACUUUGGCUAGACUUUUAACAGAGCCAGGAAGCGGAAUGGUCGAUGAAGCGCUCGCGAUUCUGGCGAUUCUCUCAAGCCAUCCUGAAGGGAAAGCGAUCAUAGGAUCCUCUGACGCAGUGCCGAGUCUAGUGGAGUUUAUCAGAACCGGCUCGCCGAGAAACAGAGAGAACGCAGCUGCGGUUCUAGUUCAUCUCUGUUCUGGUGACCCACAGCAUCUGGUCGAAGCGCAGAAACUCGGGCUUAUGGGUCCGUUGAUAGAUUUAGCUGGGAAUGGGACAGAUAGAGGGAAAAGAAAAGCAGCACAGUUGCUUGAACGUAUAAGCCGUUUAGCUGAACAGCAGAAUGAGACGGUGGCUGCUCAGGGACAAACCGAAGAAGAAGCUGAACCAACAACACAUUCAGCAGCAACAACCACAGAAGCUGCUGAUACUUGAAAAAGAUUGUUUUUUGUUUGUUUUGUUCAUUUCUCCCCAAAUAUGUACGUCUGUUUAUUAUUCUCACUUUUUUUGUUUUUUCUGCUACUUGGGUCCUCUCCUUCGAGGUGGGCUUUCACUGUAGACGGCGGAAGCAGAAGAUGGCCUCCUCCUCCUCCGACGACCUGUUUUAACCUUUCUGUGCGACGGAGCAAUCCGGUGCUCAGGAGAGAAAGGCAAAUAUGCAUACAUACAUGUCAACUUGUAUCAUUGUAACACUUUUAUCAUGUUUGUAAUCAAUUCCACGGGCUUUACUUUUUGGUAUUUAAUACAAAGCUAUCUGUUCACUUUCUAACUAGCAUUACUAGGAGAUGUUGAUUGGAUAUACAUGCAGAUUUUGAUUUUGAUUUUUUUGCUU